AGAGGCCUAGCGACGGCGAGACCAGAAGCAGCUAAGCAACAGCGCGCGGCGGUGCGGUUCCACAGCUGUGUGCAGGCCAGAAGCCCCACACUGAGCCACCCUGCCCGCCGCUUUAGCCUUACAAUUUACUCACAAACACCUUUUUUCUUUCUUCCUUCGAGCUUUUAUUGUUCGAGUGGAAACGAAGAGAAGCGGGCAGUGUGUGAAUAAAGAAGCGAGGAUGUUGGUCCCCGCGGGGAGAUAAUGAAGAGGCUGUGUGUGUUGGUGCUGUGCCUCACUGGAGCUCUCCUGUCCUGGUCUCCCAGUCGUCAUGUCCAAUGCUCAGAUCAGCCGUCUUCAGGCCCAGAACUCGGUGCACAGGACGGUAGCCCACACACGGCACAGGAGGAGGGGGCGAACUACAAGGUUGAGGAGGAAUGGGAAUCACAGGGAUCAUCUAGCGUGGAUUUGGAGACGGAGAGAGCUGCACUAGAGGAGCAACUUGUUCAAGAUGCAGCAGAAGACAGCAAACCUGAAAAGGCCGUGAGCAUAGUCGAGCAGGUGGUGGAAGAGGAACAAGUUGUGCCGGAAACGCAGCAGCCAGAGGCGUAUCCCAGCUCUGACCAGCAAGAGCCUGCUGAAGCACAACCCCCGCCGUUGUCGUCAUCUCCAUCAUCGUUACCAUCACCUCCAGCACAACAGGUGGAGGCAGAGAUCCCGAACGUUUCACCCUCGCCGGACCACAUUGCUGCUGCUGGUUCUUCUUCUUCUCCUCCCCCUGCUGAACCAUCGUCAGAUAUCCAGAUCAACCCAAACACUAAUGCAGACGUUAGCGCUGACUCCGGGAAUGCACCGGAACCUGCGUCGCCUACCUCACACACCUCCCUGGAAAGUCCCUCCAGUGUAUUGGUGGAAUCAGUAGAGAAUCAGGAUCCAGGGACCGAUGCUGACCUGACUGCCUCUCUGGAUUCGGCUGAGCCGGUCCUCGCAGAGCCAGAGCACACAGUCAAUGCCUCACACCCCUCAGAGGACCCAGUCAAUGCCUCACACCCCUCAGAGGACCAGAAGGUGGUGGCUGAACCCGAGGGAGGGACUGAUCCUCCUGUCCCUGGUAAAGAGGACAUUCCCACAUUUGAUGAGUGGAAGAAGAAAGUGAUGGAGGUGGAGGAGAAGAAAAGUCAGUCUUUGCACACCUCAUCCAGCGGCAGCCCUCACCCAGUGAAAAAGAUCCAGAAGAACUUUAAGAAUAAUUACGCCUCUGUUGAGUGCGGGGCCAAAAUCCUCUCAGCCAACAGUGAGGCCAAGAGCACUUCUGCCAUUCUACUGGAGAAUAUGGAUCUUUACAUGCUCAACCCUUGCAGUAAUAAGAUCUGGUUUGUUAUUGAGCUCUGUGAGCCGAUCCAGGUGAAGCAGCUGGACAUUGCAAAUUUUGAACUCUUCUCCUCCACGCCAAAAGAUUUCCUGGUGUCAAUAAGUGACAGAUACCCAACCAAUAAGUGGAUCAAGCUCGGUACCUUUCAUGCGCGUGAUGAGCGCACGGUGCAAAGCUUCCCCUUGGAUGAACAGCUGUAUGCCAAAUACGUUAAGAUGUUCAUCAAGUACAUAAAGGUUGAGCUGCUGUCCCAUUUCGGCUCUGAACAUUUUUGCCCCCUUAGUCUAAUCAGGGUGUUUGGUACCAGUAUGGUGGAGGAGUAUGAUGAGAUUGCUGACUCUCAGUAUCCCUCAGAGAGAGUAGAGUACUUGGAUGAGGAUUAUGACCUCCAUUUCUUAGAUUAUCCUCCAGGAUACCUUCCAUCUGAAGACAAGGCAUCAAAGAACCUUCUGGGUUCUGCAACAAAGGCAAUCCUAACUAUGGUUAACAACAUUGCUGCAAAUGUCCUCGGGGGGAAGCCAGAGCUUGAAGAUGGCACUCAGAUGGAAGGUAACGUGUCAUCGGGGAUCGAGAACGUCACUGAAGUCACCGAAACUAUGCUCACGCCAACCCCGACACUCAUGCAGCAACAAGAAACGCUGCACACUCCAGAGUUGGAUUCAACAGUGGUGAAGCUGGAUCCGGACGUCCCUGUUCCCGAGUCUCCCUCUACUCCUUCAUCUGAGGAGAGUCGCAUCGUCAUCCUGAUUGAAAACGAAGAGGAAGAGCCAACCACACCCACAGUGACCCUGCUGGUGGAGGACCGUGAUGAAGAGAGGCGGCACGAGGAGGCACACCUCAAGGAGAGCGAAUUUUACUGCUCUCAACUUUCCACUUUGUCCUGCCUAGCCAGCCUCCAUGAACACCUCCACCUCUGUUGUUCCGCCGCGCUGGCUCUGCAGAGGCUUCGCCAAGAGCGCCACGCACAUCCCUGCGCGCGUGCACGAUCAUCAGCACAACUCCCAGACCCCACGCCAACUCGAACCCCAUUGACGCCCUCUGAGAAGUCUUCAGAAGUCGAGCUGACACAAAGUGAACAGACUGCGCCUACCGACACGCCCCCUGUGACUCCUGAUCCAAUCACUGAUCCCCCAAUUUUAUUAGAGCCAAGCCACACCUCCUCCCUUCCCCAUCACAGCUACUCUGAGACUUCGGUCUCCAAAGCCACGCCCACCGAGGCCAUUCCUGACUCUCUCCCCACGGAUGACCCGCAAGAUCCGAUACCACGGUACAUGGAGCUCGUACCCGAAACGCAGACUCCCUCCAUGACCAGCACCUCUCUCUGUUCCACCUUCACCUCCACCACCUCCUUCGUCCUCACCCCCACGGCGUCACUUCUCAGCCCCGAGACGACAGAGCUUCCUGUUCCCACCAAAGAACAGCCUGUCCAUUCUGUUCCCCCACACACGCGGCCAACAGAAGUACCGCCUCUCACAGAACUUCCUGUGCCCGGCCCAGAGCCUUCUGCAGGCAGUGAAGACGUCCAGCACAAUGCUGCUCCCCUCACUUCUCAGGAAGAGCCGAUGGAGGAGGUGCAGAGCACACUACAGCGCACCGCCACGGACUUCUAUGCCGAGCUACAGAACUCGAGCGAGCCGGGCUAUGGGAACGGCAACCACGUGCACGGCUCCAACCAGAAGGAGUCAGUGUUUAUGAGGCUUAAUAAUAGGAUCAAAGCGCUGGAGAUGAACAUGUCGCUCAGCAGCAGAUACUUGGAAGAGCUCAGCCAGAGGUAUCGUAAGCAAAUGGAGGAGAUGCAACGGGCAUUCAAUAAGACCAUCAUUAAACUGCAGAACACUUCCAGAAUCGCAGAGGAGCAGGAUCAGAAACAGACAGAGGCCAUCCAGAUGUUGCAGAGCCAGCUGGAGAACGUCACCAAGCUCAUGCUUAACCUGUCGGUCACUGUGGGCCAGUUACAGAGAGAGGUGUCGGACAGACAGAGUUACUUGGUGGUGUCUCUGUUGUUGUGUCUGGCUCUGGGCCUGCUCUUGUGUACGCAGUGCUGCUGCAGCAGCUCCUCCAAUAAUAGAAGCUCUCCCAUCCCUGUGAGCAACCAUUACCCUAGUCCCAAGAGGUGUUUCUCCUCUUAUGACGACAUGAGUUUGAAACGGAAAGUUUCCUGCCCUCUUAUACGGUCCAAGUCGUUUCAGCUGCCCCCUUCAGAUGUAGGUCCUGAUGACUUGUACAUUGUAGAACCUCUAAGGUUUUCUCCAGAGAAAAAGAAAAAGCGCUGCAAAAUGAAAGGAGGAGAGAAAGCAUCUGUGACGGUCGCUAGCUGCCGCCCUGAAAGCGAGGGUGUAGGCGUGCCUCAGCUCCUGCCGACAACCUGCAACGGUGACGCGUCCACCUGCACAUCCAGAGAGGGCGUGGCCGCGGGCAGGUGCGAAGGCCCAUCUUCCUGUUCUUCAUCUACAGCAUCGGAUGAGUCCAGCUCCAGCAUCCCUUCCGUUAACGACCACUGUGUAGGUCUGAAUAAGGGGCAGCUGCCAAUGGCCAAGAGUAAGACAGAGAAGCGGGCUUUUAAGCGCCGGCGGUCUAAGAUGGCUGAUCAGCAACAGCAGCCACAAUCACAAAAGCGGUACGGAGCAGGGUUACUGCACACCCCGAUUCCGGUGGCAACGUGCGUCAUGCCCACGCUUCAGCAGCUGAUGAAGGGAAAACAGGAACUCGGCAUGGGGACUUUUGGAGUAACGGCAGUCACUGGCCAUGUCUGAGAACCCUUUCUUCAGCACUAGAUCACACGUUUGUGUAACACCCAGCUUUAUGGACUGAAAAAGUGAUCGACUCACUCCAUCAGCUGAGAGGAAAAGGGCAGACGUUGUGUUUUUGUUCUCUCUCUGCUGAGCCAGACUCUGCCACAUGUGCUCAAGCGCAGAGAAAUUUCGGCUCGCCGACAGUAACACGAUGCUCAUUUCUCUCGAGUAUCUUCAUCCUUAAGUCUUGUCAAGUACGCCAUUCAUUCUAAAGUCCUUUCCUCUUUUGUGCCUUUAUUUGUCCGUUAACAGACAAACAGAUCAAGGUGAAGGGUUGUGUGCGUGCGUGUGUGUGUGUUUCAUUUUUGAGGAGAAUCUUAUUUCUAAAGGGGUUGGGAUACAAAAAACUACUUUUGAGAAGUAUGACCGGAGUCUACUUUUUUUUUCUUCUUCUUCUUCUCUUUGCAUAAGUGGACCAGCAGGACAGCAGUGGAAGGCCAGAAGUGGAGUUUCUCCAAACUCGUUUCCUAUAUACUACCAGACAUCUCUGACCACUCGUUUCCCUUCACACCCACUCUGAUUUUCAGUACGGUCAGUGUUAGCUUCAUUCCCUAUGUUCACCCUCCCCCCCGUUGUUGGGAAACAGGUUUAUUUUUGCUCGCACUCUCCCUCUUGUAGGCUCGGGCUUCUGUGGGGGUGGGGGUGUAACUGUGUCUAGUCAUUGUGUCAUGGGACCAGUGUGAGUGAAUGUGGAUCAUGGAGCAAGUGGCUCUGUAGCACUUUAACAUCCGUAAGUCCAGUGAGCAGAACUGAAUGAAUAACAGAUCCAGCCAUUUUCCUUGUCUGUUAGUCAGACUCUCUCUGUCUGUCUCUCUGUCUCUCUCUCUCUCAAUCUCGAUAUGAAGUGUUAAAUUCGCAAAUUCAGGCAGGGCCUGAACUCUGCAGACUUUUCCACAGAGACCUGAAAUACACACCUAUGGAAAUUAUUAAAUUCAUUCAGGCUUUUUCCUGCAUCCAGACUCCAUUUUGUUUCCUCAGAUUUAUGUACUUGUAGUUCUUCUACAACCGAGGUAAAUUUAUUCCUUGUUUUUAUUCCAAAUGGUCCAUUCCAUGUUAUCUGUUACAGAUAUAUAAAUAAAUAAAUCUCUAUAAAUAGUUUGUCCUGACCCUCCUGCACAGUGGACACUGUGUACUGUUUGUUUGUUUGUUUAUUUAUUUAUUUAUUACGACGUCACUGUCGACUUGGGCUGUACGAACUUGAGGUCAUGGGUUAACAGGACAUUUUAGUUCUUAGUAUCUAUGGGGUGUCCUCAGUAUUUAUUGAUCAUUUUUUGUGUACACACACUCUUGGUUGUGAAACGUGCGAUGGUACGCCUGCGGUUUUCUCAUUUUCCGCCUUCCUCUUUAUGUAAUUCUGAGAGCGCUGGAGUCUGAACGCAAGCCAAAUGCCACUGACUACAUCACACCAUAGAUCGUUAAUAUUUGACAAGAUUCACUGUUCAAUAAUUCGUAGUAUUUUCUAAUGUGAUGAGCCAGAUGUUGGACACUGGUUAAAAUGUACGUGCCUGGCUCAAAAACGAAGCGCCCCCCCCCCCCCCCCCCCCCCUUUUUUUUUUUUUCCUUUUCCCCUCUCUCCUUUCCUUUUGUUGGUGGAUCUGUUCUGAUGAGUUCUUCAUUGGACUGGUUGCAGUUUUAAGAAUCCUUUGUGUGCGUGUGGAAAGCUGCUCUUCCUACUGAUUUUUCUAAUCUGCAUUUUCUUAUUUUUGUGAAAACACUUCUGUAUUUUUCUCAUUCCUAUAUACCCCACUGUACAUAAAGCCACAUCUUUAUCGGUAUUCUUUUACUGUGUCGCAUUCACUUUAUUUAUAUCCAUCAUUCGUGUGUCCCUGUUCGACUGGCUCACUGGACCGCUUAACAGCCCACUCUUGUUUGAUACCAUUAAGUCACUUGUUCGUGUGUCGUGUCUUUAGUCCAAAGUCGUUUGAGUGGAAAAAAAAAAAAAUUAACCAAUCAUUUCACCUCGUCUCUGACCAGAGCUCUCGAAGGAAUGUGAACUUUGUCUGGAUGGUAACCGAGGGAAAGGUUCAGGUGGUUUCAAGCACACCAUCUUAAUGUGGUUUCACGAAGUUAUUCCACAUUCAGAGGGAGAGUUAUUUUUAAUGUUCUCUGUUUAAUCAUGUUCUCCUUUCUAUAUUGUUUUGAAUGUCGAUGAAAAUGUGUUUUGAGUGUGUAUGGGUGUUUUUAAACUGUGUGGAAGAUGAUUAAUUCACCAUAUAACCCCAGUGAUUUGAGCUCGGUAUCUCAGGCUCUCACUCCCUCAGCACUUUGGAGAACUCCUCCUCAUGCCUUUAAAAGAAACACAAAAAAAAAAAAAAACCCACACACAAGCCCUUGUUUAAAAGACUUCUCCAUUCUUGUCUUGACGUGCUCUAGUGGUCAUGGGCUUGCGUAUUUAAGUGGCCAGUAGAUGAUGUCAAAUUCUACACCAGAUAAUCUGUGAGGAUGAGAUGCACAGUUUUUUUUUUUUUGAGAAACGGGCGUAAAUGUAACUACAAUGAUGUAGUGCCAAUAGAAACUGUGAAUUUCUAAAUAAAGACACUUUUUCUUUCA
Molecule: messenger RNA, 6693 nt
Organism: Neoarius graeffei (lesser salmon catfish)
Lineage: Eukaryota; Metazoa; Chordata; Actinopteri; Siluriformes; Ariidae
Gene: suco
Product: SUN domain containing ossification factor
Exons: 23
Coding region: 244-4104 (1286 amino acids)
Biological process (GO): protein folding in endoplasmic reticulum; regulation of bone remodeling
Cellular component (GO): membrane; cytoplasm
Source: RefSeq, a predicted model, not a curated record